CUACCAGUUCUUCGGUCUGAAGCUGCGCUGAGAAAGGACCGAAGCCAUCUAUGGAGGAUUUACAUAUCUGCAUAGAUAACUUGCCUCAGUAUUUAGGCGAAGGAGAAGUUGCAGAUAUCCCUUCGCCUGGAGCUUUUUAUGGGGUAUUUGAUGGCCAUGGAGGUAUAGACGCUGCAUUCUUCGUCAGGGAGAAGCUUCUUAAAUUCAUCGUUGAAGAUUCGUUCUUCCCUGUUUGUCUGGAAAAAGCAAUCAAGAGCGCGUUCCUCAGAACAGACUAUGCAUUUUCUGAUGACAGUUCCCUCGACAUAUCGUCUGGCACCACGGUGUUGACUGCAUUCAUAUCCGGGAGAAAACUGAUAGUUGCAAAUGCGGGAGAUUGUCGAGCUGUGCUGGGCAAACGUAGGGCCAUUGAAAUGUCGAAAGACCACAAGCCUAACUGCAAAUCCGAAAUUAGAAUCGAGAAGCUAGGCGGAGCUAUAUACGAUGGCUACCUCAACGGCCAGCUAUCCGUGUCGCGCUUUGGGAGACUGGCACAUGAAAAGGCCGAAGGGUCGGCCUCUCCAUUGAGCGCAGAGCCGGAGCUGCAGGACAUGCUGCUUGGGGAAGACGACGAGUUCUUGAUCCUAGGGUGCGACGGUCUGUGGGAGGUGAUGAGCAGCCAGUGUGCAGUCACGAUAGCCCGGAAAGAGCUGAUGCUGCACAACGAUCCCGAGCAGUGCUCGAGGGAACUGGUCCGGGAAGCGCUGAAACGAGACACGUGCGAUAACCUGACCGUCGUUGUUAUAUGCUUCUCACCCGACCCGCCUCCUCGGAUUGAGAUCGCCCCCUCCCGAGUGCGGCGGAGCAUAUCGGCAGAAGGGCUGAAUCUUCUCAAGGGAGCUCUAGAAGGCAACUUGUGAGUGAAAUGGAGUUUGGGUGAUUGAUUCAUGGGGUUUUAGUUCCUUA
This is a messenger RNA of Salvia hispanica, 945 nucleotides long. Lineage: Eukaryota; Viridiplantae; Streptophyta; Magnoliopsida; Lamiales; Lamiaceae. The record is from RefSeq and is a predicted model, not a curated record.